Haemorhous mexicanus (house finch) is the source of this 1593-nucleotide messenger RNA. It is a transcript of the gene SLC25A11, whose product is annotated as solute carrier family 25 member 11. The transcript is spliced from 8 exons. Bases 100 to 1026 code for a protein of 308 amino acids. Lineage: Eukaryota; Metazoa; Chordata; Aves; Passeriformes; Fringillidae. Gene Ontology annotation, cellular component: mitochondrial membrane. Gene Ontology annotation, biological process: malate transmembrane transport; succinate transmembrane transport; oxaloacetate transport. Gene Ontology annotation, molecular function: succinate transmembrane transporter activity; malate transmembrane transporter activity; antiporter activity. The record is from RefSeq and is a predicted model, not a curated record.
AGGCGCACUGGCGCCGCGCCCCCCCCGAGUCACCUUGGGUCGCCGCCGGUGCCGGACCCCGCGCCCCCCCCGCGCCCCCGGGACCACGGCCCGGCCGUCAUGGCGGCGGUACCGGCGGCCGAGAGGCCCAAGACCUCCCCGAAAUCCGUCAAGUUUCUCUUCGGCGGCCUGGCCGGGAUGGGGGCUACAGUCUUCGUGCAGCCCCUGGACCUGGUGAAGAACCGGAUGCAGCUGAGCGGGGCUGGGGCCAAGGGCCGGGAGUACCGGACAUCCCUGCACGCCCUGGGCUCCAUCCUGCGCCACGAGGGACUGAGGGGCAUCUACACAGGGCUGUCAGCGGGGCUGCUACGCCAGGCCACCUACACCACCACCCGCCUGGGCAUCUACAGCGUCCUCCUGGAGCGUUUUGGGGGGGCUGACGGGACCCCCCCUCCCUUCCUAGCCAAGGCAGCCAUGGGCAUGACUGCAGGGGCUGCGGGGGCCUUCGUGGGGACCCCGGCUGAGGUGGCCCUCAUCCGCAUGACAGCUGAUGGCAGGCUACCCCCCGGUGAGCGCCGCGGGUACCACAAUGUGUUCGACGCCCUCGUGAGGAUGGCGAGGGAGGAGGGGGUGCUCACACUGUGGAGGGGCUGCAUCCCCACCAUGGCCCGUGCUGUGGUGGUCAAUGCCGCCCAGCUCGCCUCCUACUCCCAAUCCAAACAAUUCUUGCUCGACUCUGGGCAUUUCCGUGACGACAUCCUGUGCCACUUCUGCGCCAGCAUGAUCAGCGGGCUGGUGACCACGGCCGCCUCCAUGCCCGUCGACAUCGUCAAGACCCGGAUCCAGAACAUGCGGACAAUAGAUGGGAAACCCGAGUACCGCAACGGGCUGGAUGUGCUGCUGAAGGUGGUGCGGUACGAGGGCUUCUUCAGCCUCUGGAAGGGCUUCACCCCCUACUACGCCCGCCUGGGCCCCCACACCGUGCUCACCUUCAUCUUCCUCGAGCAGAUGAACAAGUGGUACCAGCGGCUCUUCCUCAGUGCCUGACACCCCCGGGGGGGUCGGGGGGAUCUGACCCCAUCCUGUGGGCUCUCCAGGGGCACUUGACCCCCAGUGAAGGGGCUUUGGGGGUGUCUGACUUUACCCUCAGGUGCUGUGGGGGUGCCUGACCCCCCCACACCACCAGGGGCUGGGGGGAGGUGGCUCUGCAGGAGUGCCUGACCACCCCCAUCAAGGCUAUGAAGUGGCCCUGGGGCCCUAUGGAGGGGUCUUGGGCCCUAUAGGGGUGCAGGACCCACUCCUUGGGGCUGGAGGGAUCCCUGGGGCCCUACAGAGGGGCUCUGGACCUGAUGCAGGGGUGGUGGGUCCCUCCUGUGGGGACACCAGGGGAUGCCUUGUCCCUGUGGGGCAGCCCUCUAGAGACUGUAGGGUGCCCUCCCCCUGUGCUCCCUUCCCACCCCUCUGGGGGUUUUGUUACCAACCAGUAUCAAGGUCACAGUGUGGGGCAGGAGCCCCCUGAAAUUCCCCCCCUCCCCUCCCCCAGCACCCUCCACCCUGCGCUUCGUUAACGAAUCAUGGAUCGUGAUCAUGUAAUUAAAGCAAGACCCACGGACA